This is a messenger RNA of Mandrillus leucophaeus (drill), 1016 nucleotides long. RefSeq names its product transmembrane protein 107 (gene TMEM107). Bases 113 to 553 code for a protein of 146 amino acids. The transcript has 5 exons. NCBI's taxonomy places the organism in Eukaryota, Metazoa, Chordata, Mammalia, Primates, Cercopithecidae. Gene Ontology annotation, biological process: non-motile cilium assembly; protein localization to ciliary transition zone. Gene Ontology annotation, cellular component: MKS complex. The record is from RefSeq and is a predicted model, not a curated record.
AGCUGGCGGAAAGGAGGAGUUCGUCUAGAUUUGUCCGCUUGCUGGUGGACUUCGGGAGUCGCAGUCUCUGAACUUCCAGCCUCAGAGACCGCCGCUCUUGUUCCCAAGGGCCAUGGGCCGGGUCUCAGGGCUUGUGCCCUCUCGCUUCCUGACGCUCCUGGCGCAUCUGGUGGUCGUCAUCACCUUAUUCUGGUCCCGGGACAGCAACAUUCAGGCCUGCCUGCCUCUCAGGUUCACCCCCGAGGAGUAUGACAAGCAGGACAUUCAUCCACUUCCUCUCUGCAGGCUGGUGGCCGCGCUUUCUGUCACCCUGGGCCUCUUUGCAGUGGAGCUGGCCGGUUUCCUCUCAGGAGUCUCCAUGUUCAACAGCACCCAGAGCCUCAUCUCCAUUGGGGCUCACUGUAGUGCAUCCGUGGCCCUGUCCUUCUUCAUAUUCGAGCGUUGGGAGUGCACUACGUAUUGGUACAUUUUUGUCUUCUGCAGUGCCCUUCCAGCUGUCACUGAAAUGACUUUAGUCGUCACCGUCUUUGGGCUGAAAAAGAAACCUUUCUGAGCACCUUCAUGACGGGAACCUAAGGACGAAGGCUACAGGGGCAAGGGCCGCUUCGUAUUCCUGGAAGAAGGAAGGCAUAGGCUUCGGUCCUCCCCUCGGAAACUGCUUCUGCUGGAGGAUAUGUGUUGGAAUAAUUACGUCUUGAGUCUGGGAUUAUCCGCAUUGUAUUUAGUGGUUUGUAAUAAAAUAUGUUUUGUAGUAAGAUUAAGACAUAUACAGUUUUCAGGGCACAAUUGAGAUGGCGAAACUACUGAAGAAAAAAAAAGAAGCAACGUUAUUUUCUAAUCCUGCAGACCGUAAGAUACUUGGUAUCGCUUCUAUUUUGGUUAUUACGGUAGUUGUCUGGCGGAAGGGAGUGGGCGGAGAUAUGUAAAUAGAAAGUGCUUACAGUUAGAACGUCCAGCACGUAAAUGAUCGGAGCAUUCUGGGAAAAAGAAAUUUAUUCCUUUUCGGCAGCCGAAUG